AUGACAGACGGUCUGAGACUCCAGGGAGAUUCCCUUCCUAUCGAGUACCCAACUUACGAUUGGGGCAAGUCUCCAUCCACUGAUUACCACGAUCAUGACUGGUUCUGGCCUUUGAAUAAGCGAGUUCUUACGGUAUCCUUACUCAACGGAACAAAUGAGGAGAAGAACAUCAUCAUCAACCUCAUAAAUGAGCAUUACAACACAAUCAAGAUGGGUAUCCGGUUCAAGUUCCUUCAAGACGGUGACUCUACCCUAUCCGACAUCCGAGUCGCGGUGACAACGAGCUCUGAGUCAACCGACGGGUACAUGGCUACCACUGUUCCCCGUAAUGUACCAACUUUGCGGCUUCAAAUGUCACUGAGCCGCCCGGGUGGCCCCUCUCAACGACGGGCAGCACCUUUGCUACCACCAACUCGAUUCACCCCUCGUCCAUCACCAAACCUCAGUACCUCGUCCUCCUCUUCUGGACCCCAUCUCAGCGCUUCGUCACCCGUAUCGUCUGGUGCUACCACCCCUAAGGCGUCUGUCACGGAGGAAAAGCAGGAGGAACCCGAGGCCGGUGACGAUCUUGGCGGACUUAACGAUGGACCGUUGUUCAUCCUUCAGCCACGAACCUACACGCCGCAACCGCCUGCCACACCCGUGACGCCUGUGGUUAAGAGCCCUGAAUCACCCAAAUUUGAAGAACAAUUCCAAAGGCAGACUCUUACACAGCCUAUCCGAGAACCUGUAGGACUUGCACAGCCCGUUCGGGAAUCAACAGGAUAUGCAGAGCCUGUCCGGGAGUCGGUAGGAUUUACACAGUCUGUCCGGGAAUCAGUGGGAUUGGAGAAGAGGACAUCUUUGCGGCAGCGUGUGUCACAGAAAACAACACCGCCCGUAUCUAUCCAAAUUCCUCCAAGGAACACCAUCGAGAUACAGUCAUCGCUGCGGCCAUCUCCUGGAGGCAUAACGCCACGUACCUCGAAAUCGCAAGCUCCCGACUACUCGCAUGCCUCAGAUCUUGAAGCUUACCAGCCUCACCGUCUUCCUCGAGCCACCUCACACGCAGACUUCGGGACUCCUCCUGUGCGUCCUCUCAUGCCCUCGCCUCAUUCUGAACAUCACCAAUUUUAUCAUAAUACGAUUCCUGUCCGUGCAUCACCCCACUCUCCCCUGCAGCAGAGGCCGCAUACUGCAGGUCCGGCCGAUCAGUACCAUCAAUCGGGAUAUUUUCCUGGACACCAACGCAACCAGCCAUCUCGAAUGGGUGCCAUGAGCACGCUAAGCAGUGUGACAACGGCGACUUAUGACGAUGCUGCUACCGUGACAUCGCGGGCUACAACCCAAGCUGGAGGCAAGCGGGUCAAGAAGAAGAAGAGUGCCUUUGGGUGGCUCAAGAAGGCGUUUAGCAUGGACGAGGACGAAAAGGCAGAGUAUGAGGCACGCAGAGCCAUGCAGUACCGCGACAACUACUACGAUGGGCACAGCCCCAAGUUCCUGGACGGAAGGAGAAUUCGAUAA
Molecule: messenger RNA, 1503 nt
Organism: Fusarium vanettenii 77-13-4
Lineage: Eukaryota; Fungi; Ascomycota; Sordariomycetes; Hypocreales; Nectriaceae
Exons: 2
Coding region: 1-1503 (500 amino acids)
Source: RefSeq, a predicted model, not a curated record